Pseudozyma flocculosa PF-1 is the source of this 1791-nucleotide messenger RNA. RefSeq lists its product as uncharacterized. The record is from RefSeq and is a predicted model, not a curated record. The transcript has a single exon. Gene Ontology annotation, biological process: response to endoplasmic reticulum stress. The coding region runs from base 1 to 1791 and encodes 596 amino acids. NCBI's taxonomy places the organism in Eukaryota, Fungi, Basidiomycota, Ustilaginomycetes, Ustilaginales, Ustilaginaceae. Gene Ontology annotation, cellular component: endoplasmic reticulum lumen. Gene Ontology annotation, molecular function: protein-disulfide reductase activity; protein disulfide isomerase activity.
AUGGCGAGCUACUCUCGUCCCAGCCCGCCAAGGCCGGGUGCGCUCGUGCGCCUAUCGCUCUCGCUGGUGCUGCUUUGCCUCGCCACCCUCCCCGCCCUCACCGAUGCCGCCCUCUUCAGCCCCAACACCAAGGUCACGAUGCUCACCGGCUCCAACUUUAAGCGAGAGGUGCUCGACAUCGAGAAGCCCACCAUGGUCGCCUUCACCGCACCCUGGUGCGGACACUGCCAGCGCCUCGUCCCAGAGUACGAAAAGGCGGCCAAGCAGCUCGACGGCGUCGUCAAGCUCGCCAACAUCGACUGCGACGAUGACAAGAACAAGCCCCUGUGCGGCCAGUACGGCAUCCAGGGCUUCCCCACGCUCAAGGUCUUCCCGCCCACGAAAAAGCGGCUGCCCCGCGACUACCAGGGCCCGCGCACCGCAAAGGACAUCGCCGCUCACCUCGUCGAUACGCUCCCCAUGGGCGCAAAGAAGCUGAGGGCCGAGGAGCUCCAGUCAUACUGCGAAAAGGAGCCCGACAGGCCAAAGGUGCUCCUCUUCUCGACCAAGCCCACCUCGUCCGCGCUCUACAAGUCGCUUGCGCUCGACUUCCGCACAUCAAUCUCGUUCGCCUUCCUCCGCGGCGACCAGCCCGCCGCACGAGCGGCUUCGAGGGCGCAUCUGGGCGUCAGCAUCGACGAGGGGGAGCUUCCCGUGCUCCUCGUCGUCCCAAGCCGCGCCGAAGGAUCCAGCCUGCUCGAGUCCAAGCCCAAGAGGUAUGACGGCCCGCUCAAGUACCACGAGCUGCACAGGUGGCUUCUCGACAACGUCCCCGAGGCUGCCAGCAAGAAGCCCUCGGGCGCGGCCAAGAAGGCGACAGCAAAGGCGACGGCCAAGGUCAAGGCCAAGGCCAAGGAUGCCGCCAAGAAGAAGGCGGAUGCGGACAGGAAGAAAAAGCAGCAGAAGGGCAGCGCCGGCGAUGUAGGAGAGGAAAAGCUGCCCCGAGGAGCGCAGUAUGAGUGGCGCGCCGAAAACGAGCCGGACUCCAAGGAGCGCAAGGAGAAGCUCGACGAGAUCGCCGCGAUGCUGGGCAAAGCGGCUCAGCGCACCAAGGACGAGGCAGGGCGAGCCGCCGAGGCCGCCGGUAGCGCCUAUGAGUCGGUCAAGCAGAAGGUGCUCGAUUCGUCCAGCAGCGAUGCGGGCGCCGAGUACGCCGACAGCGCGCCUGCCGGGUCCUCGUCUUCAUCGCACCGCGGUCAUUCGGACAGCGAAGGUAGCGAGAGGCACAGCUCCUCGUCGUGGUCCUCGUCGUCUUCGUACUCGUCCGUCACCGACGAGGACGGCAAGACGACCGAGGACACUGAGGCGUCGUACCGCUCGUCGUCGUCCGAGGACCCCAAGGAGCACUCGUACCGCGUCUCUUCGCACCGCGAGGCGCCGUCUGAGGCGGAGCGGGCGUCGCUGCGCGAGCAGCUGACCAAGUGGCUCGACGGCCAAAAGGUCGACUGGUCGUCGCAGUACGCCGACCAGUUUGACAAGGCGGCGGCGGCGGCAAAGGAGCUCAUGGAAAAGGACCCGGAAGAGGCGCGCAAGGUGGCUGUGCGGGGCGAAGAGUUUCUGCUGUCGCACCUCGAGACUGACCUGGCGAUGAUGGAAAAGGCGCGGGCCAAUGGCGUCGAGGACGAGAGCAUCAGCGACGAAAAGAUUGAGCAGGUGCGCAGGAUGGUCGGGGAGCUCGAGAAGCGCGUUGCUGAGCGGACCAAGGAGGAGGAGGAGGGGCAGCAGCAGCAGUCGGGCCACGACGAGCUUUGA